This is a messenger RNA of Arachis duranensis, 1362 nucleotides long. RefSeq lists its product as uncharacterized. The coding region runs from base 1 to 1362 and encodes 453 amino acids. The transcript has 3 exons. NCBI's taxonomy places the organism in Eukaryota, Viridiplantae, Streptophyta, Magnoliopsida, Fabales, Fabaceae. The record is from RefSeq and is a predicted model, not a curated record.
AUGGUUAGAGCGGAUGCAUCCGUCAGCAUCAAGGUGCUCCUGAAUGCCAUGACAGCACACUUUGGGUUUAGGCCGACUUACAGGAGGGUCUGGAUGGCAAAGCAGAAGGCUGUUGCCCUCAUCUACGGUGACUGGAAUGAGUCAUACAACGAGCUGCCCAGGUGGGUGUUGGGAGUCCAAUUGACGAUGCCUGGUACUGUUGCAGUCCUAAGGACUAGCCCCGUUCGAGUUGGAGGACAGGCAUUCCGUCAUUGCAAGCCGCUAGUCAGCAUUGACGGCACCCAUCUGUAUGGCAAGUACGGGAGAACGUUGCUCAUCGCAAUUGCACAGAACGGGAACUCCAACAUUCUACCUGUUGCAUUCACACUAGUAGAGGGUGAGAAUGCUGAGUCUUGGGCAUUCUUUCUCUCCCACCUUCGUCUGCACGUGACACCGCAGCCGGGUUUGCUGGUUAUAUCGGACAGGCAUAAUGGCAUCAAGGCUGCGCUUGAGGCUCUUGACGGAGGUUGGUUACCUCCAUCUGCAUACCGUGCAUUCUGCAUUCGACACGUAGCUGCCAACUUUGCCCUUACCUUCAAGGGCAAAGACGCACGGAGGCUUAUUGUGAAUGCGGCGUAUGCCAAGACCGAGGUUGAGUUUGAUUACUGGUUUGAUAUUCUGCGGUCUGAAGACCCGACGAUGUGUGAGUGGGCAAACCGGAUUGAUUAUUCCUUGUGGACUCAACAUUGUGACGAGGGUUGGAGAUUCGGUCACAUGACGACGAAUAUCUCCGAGUGUGUGAACUCAAUCCUGAAGGGUGUCAGAAACCUACCUGUAUCCUCGCUGGUAAAGGCAACAUAUGGAAGGCUUGCGGAACUUUUUGUUCGCAAGGGGAGAGAGGCUGAGGCCCAGAUGGGAACCGGACAACAAUUCAGUCAGCACUUGGCCAAGUGUAUUGAGGCCAACUUGAAGACAGCGAGGUGCUUCACGGUGACUUUGUAUGACAGGGAUAAUUCCGAGUUCACCGCUGCCGAAACCACUCCGAUUGGUUCCUUCUCAUUGGGUAGCUACAGAGUAUCGCUUGUCGCUCGGACAUGUGACUGCGGCGUGUAUAGGAUUAGUUCGGUAUUCAGUGUGUAUCGGAUGAGAUUCAUCCCUCCGAUUCCAGAGGGUUUCUGGCCACCAUACGACGGGCCCACUGUGAUACCGGACCCUGACAAGAGGCGUGCGAGAGAGGGUCGUCCGAGGUCCACCAGGAUACGAACAAAUAUGGACGAGGCAGAUCCAAACCGUUCAAAGAGAUGUGGCCUAUGUCGCCAACUCGGACACACACAUCGGAGUUGCCCACAGUUGAGUGGAUCGUCUCACACUGGGGGCCAUUAG